This is a messenger RNA of Colius striatus (speckled mousebird), 1233 nucleotides long. RefSeq names its product paired box 5 (gene PAX5). Bases 1 to 1233 code for a protein of 410 amino acids. The record is from RefSeq and is a predicted model, not a curated record. Gene Ontology annotation, molecular function: DNA-binding transcription factor activity, RNA polymerase II-specific; RNA polymerase II cis-regulatory region sequence-specific DNA binding. Lineage: Eukaryota; Metazoa; Chordata; Aves; Coliiformes; Coliidae. Gene Ontology annotation, biological process: regulation of transcription by RNA polymerase II; anatomical structure development. The transcript has 11 exons.
AUGGAGCUGGAGAAAACCUACGCGACCCCCCGGGCCGGGCGCUCAGGACAUGGAGGCGUCAAUCAGCUGGGGGGUGUUUUUGUGAACGGCCGCCCCCUCCCAGACGUCGUUCGCCAAAGGAUUGUGGAGCUUGCCCACCAAGGGGUCCGGCCGUGUGACAUCUCCCGGCAGCUCCGCGUCAGCCACGGCUGCGUCAGCAAAAUACUUGGCAGGUAUUAUGAAACCGGCAGCAUUAAGCCUGGAGUGAUUGGAGGAUCAAAACCAAAGGUCGCCACACCAAAAGUCGUUGAAAAAAUUGCAGAGUACAAGCGCCAAAAUCCCACCAUGUUUGCCUGGGAGAUCAGGGAUAGACUCCUUGCUGAGCGAGUGUGUGACAACGAUACUGUGCCCAGCGUCAGUUCAAUUAACAGGAUCAUACGGACGAAGGUGCAGCAGCCACCCAAUCAGCAGGUCCCAGCCUCCAGUCACAGCAUAGCCUCCACGGGGUCCGUGACCCAGGUGUCCUCCGUCAGCACCGACUCUGCCGGCUCGUCCUACUCCAUCAGUGGGAUCCUGGGAAUCGCCUCCCCUGGCACUGAAAGCAACAAACGCAAGCGGGACGAAGGUAUUCAAGAAUCUCCAGUACCAAAUGGCCAUUCUCUCCCGGGCAGAGAUUUUCUUCGGAAACAGAUGCGAGGAGACCUUUUCACCCAGCAGCAGCUAGAAGUGUUGGAUCGGGUCUUCGAGAGGCAACAUUACUCAGACAUUUUCACAACAACUGAGCCCAUCAAACCAGAGCAGUGGUGCUCCAUGCUGAUGAGACAGUGCGUGGUACAACCGCAGGCAGUCAUUUUUCAGGCAACUGAAUACUCAGCCAUGGCAUCAUUAGCUGGUGGAUUAGAUGACAUGAAGGCAAAUAUAACAAGCCCUACUUCUGCAGAUUUGGGAGCAAGUGUUCCUGGGCCUCAGUCAUAUCCUAUUGUCACAGGUCGUGAGCUGGCAAGCACAACCCUCCCAGGAUACCCUCCACACGUCCCCCCCGCUGGACAGGGCAGCUACUCCGCUCCAGCACUGACAGGGAUGGUGCCUGGGAGCGAGUUUUCCGGGAGCCCAUACAGCCACCCACAAUAUUCAACGUACAAUGACUCAUGGAGAUUUCCCAACCCUGGACUUCUGGGCUCCCCUUACUACUACAGUGCUGCGGCCCGCGGGGCAGCCCCGCCGACGGCCGCCACCGCCUACGACCGCCACUGA